GUUGCGUCGUUGCGUCACAAAAUAAAUCUUGUCCCCGGCCAACCUUUCUAUAAAGAAACCGACGAAGAAUCUCUUUGCCCAUCUUUCUCUCCUCGUCCAAGCUUUGCAACCCAACAACAACGACAACAACACCAUGCCAGCUCCACAGAGAGCAGCUCCAGCCACCAAACCAUCCGCCACAACCUAUGUGAGCAUUGUGGGAUUCUACGUACUCUACGCUUUGGGAGGUGGAUACAUGGUGGCCACACAACCAUCCGGUGGCUGGCAACAACCGUUUUCGUGGCAUCCACUCCUCAUGACGAUUGGAAUGGUCGCAUUCAUGGGCAUUGGAGCCAUGACCAAAAAAUUGGGUGGAUACGACAAUACCAAGUUGCAUGCCAUUUUCUCAUGGUCUGGCAUCUUUUGCACGUUGGGAGGACUCUACGCCAUUUAUACCAACAAGGAACAAAUGGGCCGCCCGCAUUUGACCAGUUGGCAUUCGUGGAUUGGGAUUGCUGCUGCCGUCAAUGCACUCUGUCUGGGGCUGGUCGGGUCUAUUGUAUUGCAUCCCGAUUUUGGAGUGGAUAAAACCAACAAGACAAUCCGCUUUGCCCACAAGACGGGAGCACGGCUCGUGCUUGCAUUGGCGUGGGGAGCCGCCUUUGUCGGACUCUACAAAAUGACACAAGAACCAACCAUGCUCAUCCUGUAUGGAGCUCCAUUGGUCAUUUUUGCUCCAUUUACGUUGAUUUAGAUUAUAUUUUGAUUAGGAAGGAUCAAAGUGGAAACUACA
Molecule: messenger RNA, 772 nt
Organism: Seminavis robusta
Lineage: Eukaryota; Bacillariophyta; Bacillariophyceae; Naviculales; Naviculaceae
Source: the annotation of a GenBank genome assembly